This is a messenger RNA of Sus scrofa (pig), 13497 nucleotides long. It is a transcript of the gene AKAP13, whose product is annotated as A-kinase anchoring protein 13. Gene Ontology annotation, cellular component: membrane; actin cytoskeleton. The record is from RefSeq and is a predicted model, not a curated record. Gene Ontology annotation, biological process: positive regulation of canonical NF-kappaB signal transduction; adrenergic receptor signaling pathway; regulation of Rho protein signal transduction. Lineage: Eukaryota; Metazoa; Chordata; Mammalia; Artiodactyla; Suidae. Gene Ontology annotation, molecular function: guanyl-nucleotide exchange factor activity; MAP kinase scaffold activity.
UCUCAUGGAUACUAGUCAGGUUUGUUAACCGCUGAGCCACACCAGGAACUCCAAGCUUUGUCUUUUCUAACUUUGGUCCAUAUAAUUACUUUCUGCCAUUGUUGUUAACCAAUCUGCUGCUACCAGCUAGACUGUGUUCUGGUUUCUUCUUGAAAGAGGCAAUAAAGGGUUAAAGCAGUGGCGCUACUUGCUGCUGCCAGAUGCUUAUUUGGAGAGAAUUGCUGACUGGCUGAUGACUUGUCCUUAAGGCCUUCUUCUUCUCCUUUUACUCUUUUAUCUUAACCGUCUUGGAACCUCCAAAUCUGAGUGGAAGAAAUGCGGGGUUUGGGGGCCUUAGGCCUCCCUCUCCUGGACCAGUAGUGCUUAAACACCUAAAUUGAAAUUAAAAAGGAAAUCCUAGCUGGAAGCAAUGCCUUUGCAGCCGUUGUCAAUAAUUUCCUUCUUCCUCUUCUCAAAUACUCAAGCAUUUUAUUUGAAGCAGACUGUUAUUUUAAACAGACUGGGAGAUGCCCAGAUGGAGGUUUGAUAAUAAAAAUAAUGUAUUUCAGUAAAUUUUGCCAUCAGAAAAAUGUGUAGCCCUUGACGACUCACUAUUUUUAAGUAAAUGAAAUCACAGAUUAAUGAAAAUUGACUGUGGUAGACAUUUCCUUCCUUCUCAUUUCCUGUGAAAAGUGGAGGUGGAAAAUAGAAUUAUGCAAGAUUAUACUACAUGUUUUCUAUAAGAGAUUUUGAGAAAAUUUCUCAAUUCCUUUUUCUUUCUCCUAUGCAUCUACCCACAUCCUAUGAGAUAUAUGGCAAGUGAUAAAGAUUUGUUAGUCUCAUACUGACCAUAUCAGAUCAGGAGAGAACUUCAGAUAUGAUCUAGUGUCCAACCCUUCUCAUGUUCAGUUCUACAAACCCAGUCCGUCAGAGUCAAAUUAAUUACCCGAGGAUGCCCAGUGAGGUAGGUGGCACACCUAGGAAUGGAAACAACCCUUGAGUUUCACCUUGGGCUCCCCACAGAGACCAAGUUGGUCAUUGGUGGGUCUUUCAGCCAGUGACACGCUAUUACUUUAUAAGUUCAUUUUGAUGUUACAGGUCAAAUGUUUAGUAGCAGUAGAUACUCUUUCUCCCUCCACUAUCCCCCCACCCCCCUGCCAUGUUUACUGAUUUUUGUGUUCUGUUUAAGUCUUUAGUAUACCCACUAGGUGGUGUCCCAAUUCAGAAAUUUUGCUAUGGUACUUUAGAUAGGGUUCUGUGCAAACUGAAAGAAAAGGAGUCAGAUAGAGUUGACCCAUAAUAAUGCUUAAAUACUUUGGGUAAGGUGUUAGAUCUUAGAAUUAAAUAUCAAAAGAAAGUUUAAUUUGUGAACAGAAAUGCUAGAGUUAAAAUGAAAAUGUGUAAAAUAUUUUUACACUUCAGUUUCUUGAAUCUUUAAGGAAUAUAUGUUAGACCUGUGGUAUGAACAGACUUUAAGCACAGGUUGCUUCAAGAAUUUAGGAUUCCUUGUUGUGGUUAGAGAGUGGGAUGAAGGACACAGAGAAAAGAGAGAUUAUAAUUAAUCUGUUGUAAGAGGUUGUAAAUAAUAAACAUGUUUUACUCCAAGCUCAGAGAAGGAGAAAUAUUCUAAAAAGGAAAAUCCAUAGGUUGAGACUCUGGUUUGGAUAUAAAAUGAUUGGUUUUUGUGUUUCAAAAUCCUAACAAUAACUUCAGUGGUUCCAGAUGUUUUUGAUAAAAAUUUGGAAUUGUCACAUCAGCAGCAAAAGCACAGGCUGCAGACUCUCUGCUGUGGAGAGUGCUGAACAGAUCCAGAGAGGAAAGCAAAACAGACUGUGUUUCCCCACCCAGAGCAUUUGUUCUCCAAGAAGGAACAGAAUACACAAGAAAGUCCUUUUAAUGUGUUCAUGUGUACAGAAAGAGUAGGAAAUCUAGAUAUCCAGCCUGUAGCACAAAGCCAGCAUAUAUCAGAAAUUUUUAAAAGUUAAUUUGUCUCAAAACAGGCAUCUGGGCCAUUUCAGACAAUUAUAUUUUGAAACAGGUUUCUCUCUAAUUAUAUAAACUUCAUCUGGACAGAGAUCUUGAUCUUUGUUUUCUUUUGUUUGCCUUUUCUGCAAGGCACAGUAUAUCUGUUAAAUCAGUAUAGAUUAUCUACAUUUAAGUCAACAGUUAGAUGAAGUUGGGAAUAGAAAGACUCUAUGGUGAUUAAAGCAUCCGUGAUCCCCUAGGGAGAUGCCUGGGAACCUUGGAAGCAGGAAACAUUUGAUUCUAAUUAAAAACCAAAGGGAGUGGCAGUGAGGAAUAAACCAUAUUGAGGACAGAGGGGAGGCAGCUUUGUGUUUAUAUGGGGAGGAGGUGGAGUUCUAACUUAUAGCUUGGUGAAAGUUCAUACAGAAAAGAUAAUGAGCUCUCUGUUUUUCCCCACACUAAAGCCUAAAGGAACUUUGUGCCCUAGACCACAUAGUUUCAAAGUAUUUGUAAAUAAAAAUCCCUGGCCAAGUCCCACCCUUUUGAUAAGCCUGAGCUAGAAUUUUACUUACAACUUUGUAAUGUCUCUAAUCAUCUGGUUUCUACCAUUUUCCAUAUUACUCUAAUGAAAAGCAACAUGUUUCACCGUGCACAUUAGUAUCAUCACAGAACCAAGGCUCACUGGGGGCGUGUGGGGAAGGGGAGGGGCUGUACACCUCCUGCCUUGGAUGAGGCUGUGAGGAUUAGGGGGAGAGGGCCCUCCCCCACCGAGGCUCUGAGUUGGUUAGAGCCAUAGCUGUGGUGUGUAAAUACAUGAGACAAAUGCUUGCAUUCUAGCAGGGUUUGCUGCAUUGCUCUGCUUUGAGCUGGUUAGCGACUAGAAUGCCUGACCCAAGGAAACGGUGACUCACCAGACCUUCUAUACCUCUUUUAUAGCUCCUGGAGAGCGUUAUCACCAGCUCUUUGAUAGUGAUAGAAAUUUAGAUAUUGAGUCUCUUUUUCCUUCCAGUUAUGGUCUUUGAGCCCCUCAUUCACACUCUCUUGGUCUAGCUAAGGACUCCUCUAGCCUCUUGAGGAAAAUGUCUGCAGCCUAAUGCUCUUAGGAGAACAUCUUUUCAUUUUUUCCUCUCCCCACUCUUCUUCCCUUUCUGUUUCACUCCGUUCCUUCUCCUUUCCCUCCCAGAUCACUCAUGACUCAAGUGAGAGGAUGAAUUCUAGAACAAGUCUGCCCCUGAGAAUCUUGGCUAGGGUGGGGCUGGAGGGCUCCCAGAUGGUAAAACAGGCCAGCGAAGUAACAGAGCCACAGUUAACAUGAAUGGAGGCUUUGAAGGGGGAAGAAGUCCCAGCCAGGUGACAGUUCUUAGUCACAAAAAGUGCUGACACACUUACCCAUUCAUCCCACUCCUUUCCUCCUAAAUUUUCUUUAAAGCCCUCCCACAUCACUUCUCUCCUCCCCACAAAAAACAACAACAACAAAAAAAAGAAAAACCCUGACCUUUUGAUGAUUUUAAAGCCUUGUCACACAAGGCUUUUGUAACCUCUUCUGGAUCCUAGAGACAUAGCCCUGAAAUAUCUGGCUAGCAUUUUUCUCAUAUUAAAUCACUGGUUUGCAUUUGGCAGAAAGAUACAGUGUGUGCCUUGGGUAGUUUCAGUUUCCCCAACUUCAUGGGACAGAUAAAUAUGUUGUACUUGCCUGUGGUGUUUAGGAUGACACCCCCCUCGCUUUAUUACCAUACUGCCCAGGCAUCAGAGCACUCAGGGUGCAUCUGGAAAUGCCUGACAGAGCCUUUUUCCUAGGGAACAGCGUGAGGAGGAGGGGGGAGGAAGCGGGUUGGAAAAGGAAGCCUUGUUUUUCUCUUCUUCGUCUGUGGAUGAAUCAUGUUCCCACCACUGCAAUUAGGUUUUCAAGCCUCCGGGGCUGCUGGUGCAGAGCUGAAAGGGCAAGUAGUGACGUUCUUGAGAGUGAGGGAAAAGGGGAGAGGGGGCUGGGGUAGGGAAGGGCCAGCGCCCAAGAAGGGAGGGAGCAAAAAGGAGGAGUGGUCUUUUUUUUUUUUUUUUUUUCCUUCCUCUCCUCUUUUCCCUCUGCUGUCAUUAGAUAUUUUCAACUGAAAUCGGAAUCAAGCCCUACUGCCUGGUGAGCAAGAGGCUGACUAAAGACUCUUUACUUUGAACAGAAUCUCAAAGCUUCAGCUUUUUUUUUUUUUUUUUCCCGUAAAGGAAAAAUUGAUUUUCCUUGUCUUCGUUUUUCUUUUUUAAACAAGAGGAUUUAAUGAACAGAUUUUUUUCCUAGCAUCCCUUCGAAAUAGAGUUGCCUUCCCUUUUUCUCUUUCUCUUUUCCUGACAAAGUACAUACUGGAUUUUUAUUGCCUGCUUUGGGCUAUUCCCGCACGUGUGUCGGCCAUUAUGCGCAGCCUGUUAAUUCUUAAUUUUUCUACUGGAGUUAUCGCCAGUGAUGAAAACGGCGUGUGCUUUUCCUUCCGUCAAGAUCUGCAUAAAGUAUAGCAUCAGGAGGCAUUUACUGUUUAUGUUGUAAAUUCAUCAUCCCAGUGCUCUGAAGUUGCCAGGAAGUUCUUGGUUCAAGGAAUUGGGAUUCUGCUUGGUUUCUUUUUAAUUCUUUUUUUUUUUUAGCCCCUUGAGGGUUUUAUGCAUAGAGGAGUCUGGAAGGCACAAGUCCCCUCCAGCUCACUGUGAGAAAUUUGGAACUCUGGACUUGGGCGAGCACACUGGCCCCCCAAGUUGACAGUGGGUACAUCUCUCGCAUCUUGUUUCCUCUCUUCUGCAUUUGGACAAAAUGUAUGAACGGCACAAGAGGCGCUACAGCCUAUGUGACAUCUCCAAGGUGCACAGGACUGUGGACGUGGUGUUGCUGAAGAUAAACCGAGAAAGCUGGUGUACCAUUGAGCCAUGUCCUGAUGCAACAUCUCUUUUGGCUCCCACGCAGAGCCCAGAUUGUGAUAACUUCCUGGAUGUCGGACUAGGCAGAGAGUGUGCCUCAAAACAAGGUGUACUUAAAAGAGAAUCUGGGAGUGAUUCUGACCUCUUUCAUUCACCCAUUGAAGAAGUGGACAGCAUUAUCUUCUCCAAGCCUGAGGAAGAGCAGUUGGCCUGUGAUAUCACUGGAUCCAGUUCCUCCACCGAUGACACAGCAUCUUUGGAUCGACAUUCUUCACAUGGCAGUGAUGUGUCCCUCCCCCAGAUUUCAAAUUUGAACAGGUCCAGAGACCAGCAAUGUCUUAAUGGCUUCUACAGCCAUGGGGUGGGAGCUGAGGGUCGAGAGAGUGAGAGUGAGCCUGCUGGCUCAGGUGAGAUGGAAGAGGAGGAGAUGGACAGCAUCACCGAAGUACCUGCGAACUGCUCUGUCCUGAGGAGUUCUAUGCGCUCUCUGUCUCCUUUCCGGAGGCACAGCUGGGGUCCUGGGAAGAAUGCAGCCAGUGAUGCAGAAAUGAACCAUCGGAGUUUCAGUCUAGAGGGCUUAACAGGAGGAGCUGGAAACAAGCCGUCUUCAUCUCUGGAUAUAAACCCUUCAAACACCAAAGAGCUGAGGCACCCUUUUAGUGGCGAGGAAAGGGGUGACUCUUUGGUGUCACUUUCAGAAGAGGAUCUGGAAUCAGGCCAGAGAGAACAUAGAAUGUUUGAUCAGCAGACGUGUCACAGAUCUAAACAACAGGGAUUUAAUUACUGUACAUCAGCCAUUUCUUCUCCAUUGACCAAAUCCGUCUCAUUAAUGACAAUCAGCCAUUCUGGAUUUGACAAUUCACGACCCUUCCACAACACCAGUGCUAAUCUGACCGAGAGUAUAACAGAAGAGAACUUCACUUUCCUGCCACCAAGCCCCUCCAAGAAAGAUUUUGAAGGGAAAAGUGGAACAAAAGUCAGCCGUACAUUCAGCUACAUCAAGAACAAAAUGUCCAGCAGUAAGAAGAGCAAGGAAAAGGAAAAGGAGAAAGAUAAAAUUAAGGAGAAGGAGAAGGAUUCUAAAGAGAAGGAGAAGGACAAGAAGACCGUCAACGGACAUACUUUCAGUUCCAUCACUGUUGUGGGUCCCAUCAGCUGUAGCCAGUGCAUGAAGCCUUUCACCAACAAAGACGCCUACACUUGUGCAAAUUGCAGUGCUUUUGUCCAUAAAGGCUGUCGAGAAAGUCUCACCUCCUGUGCAAAGGUCAAAAUGAAGCAGCCCAAAGGGUGCCUUCAAGCACAUGACACGUCAUCACUACCCACAGUCAUCAUGAGAAACAAGUCCUCCCAGCCCAAGGAGCGCCCUCGGUCUGCCGUCCUUCUGGCCGACGAAACCACUUCAGCCCCUGUGUUUGCUAAUAGACGGUCCCAGCAGAGUGUCUCGCUCUCCAAGAGUGUCUCCAUACAGAACAUUGCUGGAGUUGGCAAUGAUGAGAACAUAUCAAACACCUGGAAAUUCCUGUCUCAUUCAACAGACUCACUAAAUAAAAUCAGCAAGGUCAAUGAGUCAACAGAGUCCCUUACUGAUGAGGGAGUAGGGACAGACAUGAACGAAGGACAACUAAUGGGAGACUUUGAGAUUGAGGCCAAACAGCUGGAAGCAGAGUCCUGGAGUCAAAUUGUGGACAGCAAGUUUCUGAAACAGCAAAAGAAAGAUGUGGUCAAACGGCAAGAAGUGAUUUAUGAGCUGCUGCAGACAGAGUUCCACCACCUCCGCACACUCAAGAUCAUGAGCGACGUGUACAGCCGGGGCAUGAUGGCCGACCUGCUCUUCGAGCAGCAGAUGGUGGAGAAGCUGUUCCCCUGUUUGGAUGAGCUGAUCAGUAUCCACAGCCAGUUCUUCCAGAGACUCCUGGAGCGGAAAAAGGACUCUCUGGUGGAUAAAAGUGAAAAGAACUUUCUCAUCAAGAGGAUUGGGGAUGUGCUUGUGCACCAGUUUUCAGGAGAGAAUGCAGAACGCUUAAAGAAGACAUACGGCAAGUUUUGUGGGCAGCACAACCAGUCUGUAAACUACUUCAAAGAUCUUUAUACCAAGGAUAAGCGUUUUCAGGCCUUCGUUAAGAAGAAGAUGAGCAGUUCCGUCGUACGGCGGCUCGGCAUCCCAGAGUGCAUAUUGCUUGUGACCCAGCGGAUCACCAAAUACCCGGUUUUGUUCCAAAGAAUAUUGCAGUGUACCAAAGACAGUGAAGCAGAGCAGGAAGAUCUGGCUCAGUCCCUGGGCCUGGUGAAGGAUGUGAUUGGAGCUGUGAACAGCAAAGUGGCAAGUUAUGAAAAGAAAGUCCGUCUCAAUGAGAUUUAUACGAAGACAGAUAGCAAGUCGAUCAUGAGGAUGAAGAGUGGUCAGAUGUUUGCCAAGGAGGAUCUGAAGCGGAAGAAGCUUGUGCGGGAUGGGGGCGUGUUUCUGAAGAGUGCGGCAGGAAGGUUGAAAGAGGUUCAAGCGGUCCUGCUUACUGACAUUUUAGUUUUCCUUCAAGAAAAAGACCAGAAAUACAUCUUUGCGUCACUGGACCAGAAAUCAACAGUGAUCUCUUUGAAGAAACUGAUUGUAAGAGAAGUGGCACAUGAGGAGAAAGGUUUAUUUCUGAUCAGUAUGGGGAUGAAAGAUCCAGAGAUGGUGGAAGUCCAUGCCAGCUCCAAAGAGGAGCGGAACAGCUGGAUUCAGAUCAUCCAGGACACAAUCAACACCCUGAACAGAGAUGAAGAUGAAGGAAUUCCUAGUGAGAAUGAGGAAGAAAAGAAAAUGUUGGACACCAAAGCCCGGGAGUUAAAAGAGCAACUUCAACAAAAGGACCAACAGAUCCUGCUUUUACUGGAAGAGAAGGAGAUGAUUUUCCGGGACAUGACUGAGUGCAGCACUCCUUUGCCAGAGGAUUGCUCCCCAACACACAGCUCUAGAAUCCUCUUUCGCUCCAACACAGAAGAGGCUCUCAAAGGAGGACCAUUAAUGAAAAGUGCAAUAAAUGAGGUGGAGAUCCUUCAGAGUUUGGUGAGUGGAAGCCUGGGAGGCACCCUUGGGCAGACUGUGAGCAGCCCUACUGAGCAAGAAGGCAUGGUGGGCCCUGUUUCCCUGCCCCGGAGAGCAGAGACCUUUGGAGGGUUUGACAGCCAUCAGAUGAAUGCUUCAAAAGGUGGUGAAAAGGAAGAGGGAGAUGAUGGCCAAGAUCUUAGGAGAACAGAAUCGGACAGUGGUUUGAAAAAGGGUGGAAAUGCUAACGUGGUAUUUAUGCUUAAAAGAAACAGUGAGCAGGUCGUCCAGAGCGUCAUCCAUCUCCACGAGCUCCUCAGCACUUUGCAGGGUGUGGUGCUGCAACAAGACAGCUACAUCGAGGACCAGAAGCUGCUGCUGACUGAGCGGACGCUCACACGGACGGCAUCCCGGCCCAGCUCCCUCAUCGAGCAGGAGAAGCAGCGCAGCCUGGAGAAGCAGCGCCAGGACCUGGCCAACCUGCAGAGGCAGCAGGCGCAGCACCUGGAGGAGAAGCGGCGGCGGGAGCGCGAGUGGGAGGCCCGCGACAGGGCGCUGCAGGAGCGUGAGGUGCGGCUGGCGCAGCGCGAGGACGAGCUGCGGCGAGGCCGCCAAGACCUGGAGCGCGAGCGGGAGGAGCUGCAGCAGAGGAAGGGCACCUACCAGAGCGACCUGGAGCGCCUGCGCGCCGCCCAGAGGCAGCUCGAGCGCGAGCAGGAGCAGCUGAAGCGCGACCGCGACGCCUGCCAGGUUUUCCAUCAACACACCAAGAUGAUGAGAAUCCCAUCCUUCUCACCCAGUCCUGAGGAGGCCCCCUUGCCAUCUGCACCUUCAAUAGCCAAAUCAGGGUCAUUGGACUCAGAACUCUCAGUGUCCCCCAAAAGGAACAGCCUCUCUCGGACACACAAAGAAAAGGGGACUUUUCACAUACUGGGUUCCACAAGCCAGACAAGCAGAAUACCAGAGGGUCAGAGCCAGACGCCAGUCUGCACCUCCACAUCCACCUCCACCCGCCUGUUUGGGUUAGCCAAGCCAAAGGAGAAGAAGGAAAAAAAGAAGAAGAGCAAAGGAAGCCGCUCGCAGCCCGGUGAUGGCCCUGCCUCGGAAGUAUCCGCAGAGGGGGAAGAGAUCUUCUGCUGACCUGCUCCUCUGCUGAGGCAGCUGCCUCCCAUCCCAGCCAGCGGCUGCAGCCCCGCCUCCUGCUGUCCUUUGUGCACACUCUCCGACACUGAUGCCCCAGCUCCAGCAUCCGGCCCUGCCACGCUGCCCCAGGUCCUGGGCCAGAGCAGCACAUUGUCUUGGGGAUCAGGGUGGGGAAGGAGGCCCGGGACUGGCAACCCAACAACUUGUGGGUUGGGGCCGGCCCUACUGAGGAUGUUACACCGAGAGUAGUGGCCCCAGAAGUCCAGGCAGUGGUUUUGGACAGGAAUUCCCAGAGGCUGAAAGUGUUUCCAAAUGAGGUCUGAACUCUGAUUGCCUUUUAUUUUGGGGAACAGAACCAAAAAUCCAACAGCAGAGAGUUUGAACUUUACCUAAAUGUGUACAAGAACCCGUCUGCAUAUACAGGGGUACGCGGAACUGCACAGGUCUGUCCCAGACGCCUGGCAGGCUCAGCUGUGCGCAAGGGGCGCUGCCCAGCACCAGUCAGGGAACGAGGCUCGGAGACUCACCCCCUGGUCCUCCAGGCUGUCUCCCUGUAAACCCACCCUGUGCACUCCUCAUCCUUUUUUUUGUGUGUAUGUCUCAUUUCACUUUAGAAGGGACAACAAACAUUUGUGAACCCCAGUGAGAGAAGGCUUGAUGUGUUUAAAAAGCAGAUGACCUGCACCACCUUAAUUUUGGUGUUUCAGUCACUCAAAAAAAAAAAAAAAAAAAAAAAAAAAGGCUAAUCUCAUCAAAUCCAGAAGAAAUCAUAUAGGUUCAAGGAUAUUUGCCCACAUGUUCUGGGCAUAGAUGAAGGAGACAGCCCACCUCACCAUCACCCUGCAGUGUGACACUUUUUGGUUGUCACCAGCCACUCAGAAGUGGCAGUAUUCCUGAGACCUCACGGUGGCUCUCCAGGGAAGCCACUCCUGCCUGGGGCUCCCCAUGGGAGAGGGUGGCCUGUUGGCGCGACUUACCCGCCCAGGUGGGGCCCCCGCUACUGGAGAGCUGGCCAAGAAGCAAGUUCAGCUAGGUGUUAGUCCCAUACUUAGUGGAUUCCACCAGUGCAGACCCAGGGAAGAGCUGGCCCAGAGAUGUGUGGCUUGGGAAAGUUCUGCUGUCAGGAGGCCUGGCAAGAUUUCAUUCCUCAGAAAAUUUUUAAAUCUGGAGGUCUGUUGGUUAUUGUACUUCACCCUUUUAAGAUGCUGCCUCUUUGUUCUUUUCCUUCUCUCUCUCCUGUCCCACUGUGUCUUGGUCUGUAUUCCCUGAGGCUUAUCACCAGCUGGGAGGUGCAGGGCGUGUCCCCUCCAGAGGCCGCUGCCCCUGCCAUGUGGUUACCCACCUUGAGGGGAAACCCUGGAAAAAUUCUCUGCUUUAAAUGUGGCCUUCGAUUCCUGCGUUUGCCCCUCAGGAGUAUGGGUCUUUAAACAUACUUUUAAAAACAAACAAAAAAAUCUGUAACUUGGUGCUUGUUGAUGAAUUGCAAGCUGGCCUUGCAGAUGGAGAUAUUUAUCUUUCAGUUUAUUUGAAAGAGGUCUGGUUUAAAAUUUUUAGCUUAGACUCGUUUUAUUUAUUUGUGUGUGUUUGUGUGUGUGUGUGUGUGUGUGAAAGGCAAACACACCAGCCCAACGGUUUCAACCAUCUUACCCACGCAGGAAGUGAACAGCAGCCCACGCUGCAUCCCUACCCUCCUUGUCAGUUAAAGUGCCUUGCAGGCCCAAAGGAAAAUGAAGGAUUGAGGGAAGGGUUUCCUUGCCUCCUUCCACCCCCACCUCGUCCUUUGAUCAAGGGAUGUCUUCUUCUCUCCUUGAGAAUUAAGAAACUCGCUACCCAGGGGCUAGAUGUGCCUAGUUUUGUCGUGGAGAUUUCUUACUUUUCAGAAAUAUACUUUUAGAACAGAACCAACUGAUUUUCUCUUGAACCGCAGAAAUAGACCACUGACAAACCCCCUUCCCCAAAGACCCUAAAGAGCAAAAAGUUAGAUUGUUUCCUGCCACCAGUCCAGCUCCAUAAGGCCGACCUGUCCCACUUUUCCUCAGAUCCAGCCGGAGCUCAGCCAUCUGUCUUUGUCACAGAGUCCCCUCUGUGGGUCCCUGUCCCACAGAGUGACACUCUGCUGGGAGGCACGGACCUGCAUCCUCCCUCUGUGCACGUGGGCUGGGCCUCCCUGGCUCAGGGAUGGUGGGAUUUGUUCUCACACGAGAGCUUCACAAAAAGCGCCCUGGACACUGAGUUUAUGUACAUCCCUGCACAGCUGGCUUUCAACUUUACAGUGUCUUUUACCCCCAGCCGGUUAUAAGGUUUUAGUUGCCUUGGUUGUUUGAUGGUAGUUUUUUUAAAUGGAAAUCCACCCCCAUGCACAGUCAUUGGGCCAGGUUCUGUUUGGACAGGUUUAGGGUCAGUCUCCCCAGCACAGUCUGCAGCACAGAGAGAACCACUUACCCAGACCCUUUGCCUUGACAUGGGACUUGGGGGCGUUGUGGCCACGCUGGGGAGCUGCCUGGGGUUGUUGCUGCUCCUGCUUCUGCUUAUGGCCUCGAGGCCCACCCUGGUUACUGAAGUUUCUUUCCUGUGAGAAGGGCUGCCUCCCAGGGCAACUCCGACCCAGUCCUCCCCAGUGUCCCCUGGCCAGGAUGCUGUGCUCUCUACCACGCGUGAGGAAUCAGGCACCUGACCUUGUGUUUAGGUUUGGGGGGACAGAUGGAGCCACCAUCCAGAGCCCCCAGAUUUCCGGAAUCUAAGUUUCUGGAAGAGGCCACAUCUUCUCUAAAGCUUCAUCUCAGUGGUUGUCAUCCCAGUCGGGAGACGCGUGCACUUUAAAUGCCCUCAACGGUUGGCUUCCCCUUCCAGACCAUCAACCAUGUUAGCUGUGUGCUUUGAAAAUGGAGAGGGUUAAAGACAUGCCAACUGCCACAAUCCAGCCUUUGCCAGCAUACUAUCUCCUACCCCCUUAAGAGCUGUCUUUGGGGAAGAAAUCAUCAAGAUGUUUUUUUGUAAAGGUACGAGUCUUUUUUUCCUCUUGUGUCUCAGGGUAAUACCACUAAGAGUUGUUCCUCUGCUGAUAGUCUCCCUAUUUGUUCUCUUCCCAUGCCCCUAGUACUAGCAGUAGUGAGCAAAAGUUUUCGAGACUCUUGGAAUUUGCUGUAUCUUCAUGGGGGGAGGGGGGCGGGUAUUAGUGGGUAGGGGUUUAAUAGGCCCAGCCUUAAAUAAAAGGUAGCACCGUAACCUUAGACUUCACCCAAGGGUGCCAGUCACAGAGAUACUGUAUUUGUCAUCUGUUGGUCCCAAAGCUGCCUUCUCCAUGGCCAGUUCUUUCUCCCCAAGGGCUUGGUAUUGGCCUUGGAGCUGCAGUUGUCCAUACAGUGUUGAUGGGGAUGCCACUUGUGCCCUGUGGACAGGAAAGCCUGUUGAGAGAGACAGUCCUGUGGCUUGGAGGGGACCCCGGACUCUGCCAGGGGGCAUCAACCCCCCCAUGCCUGGACACCCUUGGAAUGCGGAAGCCCAGAAAGAGCUUUAGCCUGUGGUUUCUGAGGCUGUGGUGGCAGUGGUUGGCUGAGGGAUGUGUGACUUGCCUUCCUGCAGCAGGACCACGGGACACACAGGCUGUGGUCCUGGGGUCCCAGCCCCACCUGGCGCAGUUGCUGUGAUUGAUCCUCAGAGACAAAGAAGAGGGCAGAGCAUUUGUUUGUUGUGGUUCUUCAUUUUCCUUCAGCGUAGCGUAACAUUCCUAGUUAACCAGCGCUUUGCAAUCUGCUGCCUGCUGGCCAGGUUUUACAAUGAAAAUCUUCUAAUGCUGCCGUAACGGGGGAAAAAAGGAAGGGGAAAAAAAGGCUUCUCUCCACGUACCAGUCUAAUUUAGUUUGUGAAAAGCUUGACAGACCUUGAGUUAGUUCUCCAUCUCGCUAAGGUUUAAAGACGGCAGACCCAACUGGUUAAAGUCUUUCCUGCCACAGACCGUGACGGCCUGCUCCAGACACGCAGGCGGAACCCGGCCUCUGCUCACCCCAGUCGUCACCCCGCUUGAAUGAUUCUGCCUUUCGUGACCACCUGCCAGGUUGGGCGGCUUGAGGGCACUGACAGGGACCUGUUGGUUGGCUGGCCCGCAGUCACAGUGUAGUCUGUGGAUUCCUGCGUGUCACCCCGUCAGCGCGCAGGAGAUCAGGAGACGCCAGGGUUUAUGCAGGAGGGCGAUUACCUACACCUCAUACCUCUGCUCUCAUUGUUGUUUCCAGAUGCUAUAGGAACAUUUCUGUGCUGAAUCCUAUUAGAUUAAAAAGGGGUUAAAACCCAAAUGCUGUAUAUUAAUUUGUAAUUAUGUAUAAAGUAAAGCAGUUUUAAACUGUAAAGAUUUUUUUUCAGUGUGUUUUCUGAAAUUUUGCCACAACAUACCGGCUUUGUAUUUUAUUUAUCAUCUUUUCUAGUUAUUGGCUUCAGACUCUUGUAAAGUCUCCCUCCACCCUUUCAAAAAAUAAAUGUCCUUUAAGUCUCAA